CCAAUUUUGACGUACCACAACAAACGCGACGGUCCAGCGAUCUGCAGCUGCUCAGAGAGUCGCACCGUCAUACCAGAAAUUCGUAUUUGAAUUUGAUCAAAAUCGCAUCUGUGCCUCAAAACUUUCCGGAUCUACCGAGAUGUAAAGGGAAAUGAUACGGUUCCGUGAAAAGUCGUUUUUCUUGGUGAAAAUGAACGGUUGACGGAGGAACUUUUCUCGAUAUCGGAAAAUUAGUGACCAUGGGGUUGAUUGGAAUGGAAAUUAUAAAUGUGAAAACUGGGCUUGAGUAGACGAGUCAUAUCUGAAGAAUGGGAUGGUUCCUUGUGUUUCUUGUCUGGUGGUGUGGCGCAUCAGCUAUUCCAAGCCCAGCAGCUGAUAGAAGUGACAACUGGAGGUGUCCACGUAUCGUGAAACAGCCAAUAGUAGAAUGCAGUUGUGAUAUGCCGCAUACGCUGAGAUGCUUAGGAGACAGGAGAGCAAUACCCAUAAUAAGUUGGACCUUACGCUCCCUUAGCACCGCAUCUGUAUCCCUCUUGGACUGCACAAUUCAGAACCUCACUGUAAUCACUGGUCCACUGCUUGAGGGCGUAUCCCUUCACGGUCUAGUCAUAUCUUCAGGAGAAUUGAGAGAAGUCAAUCAAGUAGCUUUUCAAGGGUUGAAAUCGCCACUACAAGCACUGGGACUGCCCAAUAACCAAUUAUCCUCUGUCCCCACAGCAGCUUUAAGUUUUUUACAAGAUUUGGAAAGGUUAGACUUGUCCAGCAACAAACUCAAGAGUCUGGACUCCAAUUCGUUCAAGGGCCUGAAAAAUCUCUCCUUCAUCGACCUCAGCAACAAUUUAAUCUCGAAGAUAGCGCCCUCCACAUUCAAUAAGCUUCUUCUGUUAAAAGUGUUGAGAUUGAGGGGAAACCGUAUCAAACUUGCGAAUAUAUUGAAAUUGAGUUCAAUGUCGAACGUUGAAGACUUGGAUUUAUCCGAAAAUCUUUUGCUGGGUCCUCUCGGUCCAAAAACCUUCCCUAAAAUGGACGCGUUGAGGGAUCUCCAACUGUCUCACAACCUGAUAAGUAGCAUUAAGUUAGGAGCUCUCGAAGGAUUGGUAAAUCUGCGGAGUUUGAGUGUACACCAUAACCAAAUAGAUGUGAUAGAGGAUCAUGCGUUCAGUCAGUUAUUCAAACUUGUCUCGUUGGAUCUAUCGAACAAUAGGAUUGUAGCAGUUUCUGGUGCUUCCCUAGCUCAUUUGGGGAAACUCAAAGAAAUAAAUCUGAGCAAUAACUACCUGAGAGCCCUAACGGCAGAUCUGAUAACCCCUCUGAAAAGCCUGAAGACGUUGAGACUGGACGAUAAUGACAUAUCAAUUGUUGCUGGAGAUGCUCUUAAAAAUAUAACAGUUCUGAAAGAACUGAGUCUUUCGGACAAUCCGCUCAACUGUGACUGCAGCCUUGGAGACUUCAAUACGUGGCUGACAAACUCUGCCUUAUCGCAAAAAGACAAGGAGAGCGCAGUUUGUGCCACGCCGCCAUCUUUAGAAAAUGGCCUACUGGUAGAAAUACCAUCAGAAAAUUUGAUUUGUGGGGAGGAAGAACAAGACAACAGCAAUUCGCCCACCGUGACGUCAUCUGUCAAAAAUCAGAUAAGCAUCAAGGAUUUCAAAUACGACGGUCGAACUGUGGAUUUGAUAUGGAAAAUAGAGGAAGAUGGUAUACCGUACACUUGCGAUGCCAUUUACGUGUACGAAGAACAAGGGCUCAGCGAAAUACUGAUAGAAUCAACGCCUCUCAAGUGUAAUUCGACCGAAAUGCAAGAUCCGACAUCUUUGAAAAUCUCAGUACCAGGCCUGAUAGAUCUGCAGAAGCUCCAUAAAUACAGAUACUGUUUGGUGUUGCUUCAGAAUGGAGAAUCUGACGAUGUAUCCCUCGUUUUGGGAUGUUCCGAUAUUUUACCGUUGGUACAAAACGUUGAGGCCCAAAAUGAACCCUUGGUUCAAUAUCCUAAAGUCACAUCGCUACUUGGAAACUUGUCUAGGACGGGGAGUUUAACAGUGAAAGUGAAUGUUCAUCCGGAAACGAAAUGUGAAGUUUAUUUAGCGAUUUUCGAACAAGGACUCUUGAUUUCCGAGAAAAACUUGAACUGCAGUAAUCCCCAACACGUUUUCUCGGGAAUGACGAAUGGUCCUUACCGGGCAUGCGCAAGUAUAGUUCAUCCCGGUCUUCCCCCAGAAAACUACAAAAAAAGAUGUAUAAACGUGUUCAGGAUCGAGAACAUGGUUGUGUCUGGCUUAGAUUUCGCCAUGCUGUCGAUAUUUAUAAUAUUCUGCUUCGUACUCCUGUCAUUCAUAUGGGGAUUACGAAAAAUAUUACUAAAAACUAAAUUAGAAACUCACCAAUGCUAUAUAUCCCCAGAAAUGGAAUCUGAUCAAAGUAACCAAUAUGUCAAACUGCAAGCGACUACGAAAGUAUAAAUGUUAAUGUUUUUUCAAGAUGACAUUUAGUGCCAUAAACUUAUGUUUUCAAUGUUUAAAUUGAAAUUAUAUAUUGUACAUGAUUAACAUAAUUUGUUAUAAAAUUUUAAUAAUAUUGUUACUUAUUUGUAUAAGAAUAUUAAUGCUUCAUAUAUUUGCUGAUACUAAAAUAUAAUAUUUUACGGUU
Molecule: messenger RNA, 2646 nt
Organism: Coccinella septempunctata (seven-spotted ladybird)
Lineage: Eukaryota; Metazoa; Arthropoda; Insecta; Coleoptera; Coccinellidae
Product: protein slit-like
Exons: 4
Coding region: 309-2459 (716 amino acids)
Molecular function (GO): protein binding
Source: RefSeq, a predicted model, not a curated record